UCUUUUUAAAGGAGAAGUAAUACAGCGGAUCAUCUGCAAGGCGUCCCGGAGGAUCGUCUUAAUGCACCAAAACACGUCUGGAAAGGCGUUAAAAAAAUUGAGGCAUUAUCCACAGUCACCUAGCCUCAGAGACUUAAGUCACUACAGAAGAAGGACGUCAGGUGCCAAGGCUGCUGUCCUGUUCAAGUGGAACCAGGCGGCUUUGUGAUCUGCCGCUGAAUGAAGUCAGCAGAUAUUUAUGAAGCAUUCGCGGCCCUUUGAUUAAUCGGCCACUCGAUGGGGAUUUUCAGAGGAGCUCCCACCUGCGCCGCCCCCCCUCCUGUGAACCGCCCGGACCCCCUCUUCAGCACCGCCUCUAUAGAAAUCAUGAAACUUGUAUUAACUGAAUGGAAUUUGAUAUGGAUUUUUGCUGCUUGUAGUAGACAGUAAAAACCCGACCCAUGUCUGAGCCAUAUCUGAGUUCACACCCAUACCAAAUACCCGAGUCUGCCCUGCACGCCCGUCACCACCUCCCAGACACCGUACGGAAUAUCUUUGUGCACUGAAGGGCUUCUGGAGAGUUCCUGAUCACUCGGGACGGAGAGCGACGACAGGUGGCGCUGUUGGAGUCCCCUGCACCCUUCUUCAGACCUCUGGUUCUUUUUUUUUUCUUUUAUUUUAUUUUGUUCGUUCGGAGUGUGCACAAGCUACUUACAUGCUGGUGGCGAUGGCUCCCCAGAAUGCCGAGUCGGAUACUAUGCAAGUGCAGGGCCUGGAGGUGGUCCCUGUGAAGAAGCCGGCCGGUGGCCAGGAGCAGGAGAACCGGGACGAGUCGGUGAGCGAGGGGUCCAUAGACCGCAUCCCCCUGCGCAAAUGGGUCAUGCACGGGGCCGUCAUGUUCGGCCGGGAGUUCUGCUACGCCAUGGAGACUGCCUUGGUCACACCAGUAUUGCUGCAAAUAGGUCUUCCAGAACAGUAUUACAGCCUGACAUGGUUCCUGAGCCCCAUCCUGGGCUUGGUCUUCACGCCUCUGAUCGGCUCGGCCAGUGACCGCUGCACACUGCGAUGGGGUCGGCGGCGCCCAUUCAUCCUCGCGCUUUGUGUGGGGGUGCUGUUCGGCGUGGCGCUCUUUCUCAACGGCUCUCUCAUCGGUCUGGCUAUCGGAGACGUGCCGAGCAACCAGCCGAUCGGCAUCGUGCUGACCGUGCUGGGCGUGGUGGUGCUGGACUUCUGCGCGGACGCCACCGAGGGGCCCAUCCGCGCCUACCUGCUGGAUGUGGCCGACACGGAGGAGCAGGACAUGGCCCUGAACAUCCAUGCCUUCUCUGCCGGGCUGGGGGGCGCUGUCGGCUACAUGCUGGGCGGUCUAGACUGGACUCACACCUUCCUUGGCCAGGUCUUCAAAUCGCAGGAGCAGAUCCUCUUCAUCUUCGCUGCCCUCAUUUUCACCGUCUCUGUGGGACUUCAUCUCAUCAGCAUCGAGGAGCGGCAGUACAGCCCGCAGCAGGACCGGCUGGAUGAAGAAGCCGAGACCGCAUCCUCAGUCAAACUGAACGGGAGCCUGGCCGCCAGCGCCCUGCCCCAGCUGGAUGUCAUCGACGAGGACGAGGCCUACUGCGCCUACGAGGACAGCCGCUCUGAGCGGGACGUGGACAUGGACUUCCUGGAAGUCAGCAUCGUGAGGAGUAAGAGCGACUCAGUGCUGGCCAUGCCCGACGCCACGCUGGACCUGGACCAUGACACGCUGUUCCUGCAUGAAAUCGAGCCUUCCAUCUUCCAGGACCGCCUGUCCUCCUGCUAUGGUACUCCGCCGCGCCGCAGCAGCAGCGCAGGCAGCCAGGACGCCUUCCGAGCUAAGCUGCAGCGCUUUUCGGCCCUCCUGCAGGAUGCGCCAAACGAUGGCGAGGAGAUGCUGCUUAGCGACCAGCUGGACGAGGCAAUCAAGGUCCCCAACGGGCUCCCCGCCGGCACCAACAGCCACCCGCACACAGACAUGAAGCAGUCAAGCACCAGCGCAUCCAUGCGACGCCGCCGUCAUGCCUUCUACCGGCAGCCGUCCUGCACCUUCUCCUACUACGGCCGCGUGGGCGCGCGCCGCUACCGAUACCGACGGGCCAACGCAGUGCUGCUCAUCAAGUCGUCGCGCAGCAUGAACGACAUCUACGAGAUGCAGGAGCGGCAGCGCCGACGUGAGCACCGACAGCGGCACCAGAGCGGAAACACCAACUCCAGCGGGGACACGGAGAGCGACGAGGGCGAGGUGGAGACCAGCGUGCGCCUCCUCUGGCUCUCCAUGCUCAAAAUGCCUCCCCAGCUCCUGCGCCUCUGCGUCUGCCACCUGCUCACCUGGUUCUCCAUCAUAGCCGAGGCUGUUUUCUAUACGGACUUCAUGGGUCAGGUCAUCUUUGAGGGUGACCCAAAGGCUGCUACUAACUCCACUGCCCUCCAGAACUACCACAAAGGUGUCCAGAUGGGCUGCUGGGGGCUGGUUAUCUACGCUGCUACUGCUGCAAUCUGCUCAGCUCUGCUUCAAAAAUACUUGGACAACUUCGACCUCAGCAUCAAGAUUAUCUACAUAUUGGGCACUCUUUGCUUCUGCAUUGGCACAGCGGUGAUGGCCAUCUUUCCCAACGUCUACGUAUCCAUGGCGAUGAUCAGCAGCAUGGGCGUCAUCUCCAUGAGCAUCUCCUACUGCCCCUAUGCCCUUCUUGGCCAAUAUCAUGACAUCAAGGAGUAUAUCCACCACAGUCCUGGGAACUCAAAGAGAGGCUUUGGCAUCGACUGCGCCAUCCUGUCCUGUCAGGUCUACAUCUCCCAGAUCCUGGUGGCCUCUGCUUUGGGUGCAAUGGUGGAAGUGGUGGGCAGUGUGAGAGUCAUCCCCAUCGUGGCAUCCGGCGGCUCGCUCCUGGGCUUCCUCACGGCCAGCUUCCUGGUCAUCUACCCCAACACCAACACCGAUGAGGCCAAGGCUGACCCGGCCAAGGCCUUGCCGCCGGCAGUGCCGGGCCAGAACAAGCCCGUGGAGAAGCCGAGUGUGCUCCAGCUGACCCGGAAAGGCGACACUGCCGCCUGUAAGGUGGGGUGUGAGUCCACGCUGUGAUCCCAACAAGAGAAACCAUCGCAAACCCCAACAGCAUUAACAUCCCCCCCACGUGACUGGUGAAAGACUACCCAUUUGUGAUUGGCUUUACAUAAUCUCAGCACAAGGCCUUGUUACAGCCUGUCCUCGCAUGGUUUUAGGCUACGGAGCGCAGAGGUCUGUAGCUUCACCCUCUCAGGGCCUCUGAGGGCACAAUCAUGCAGCUCUCUGGGGAUUCAGCAGAACAGCUAUCAGGAAACUCACAGCAUGUUUUCGCUCCAGUUCUCAGUAACCUGCAAUCCGCUUGAAUCAAAAUAAACAAUAAGGACAGAAGUCACAUUCUUUAUACAGAUCCGACAAUAAUUCUAAAAAUAUUUUUCACCACCCAUGUUUGAAAUUGAAUUUCGGUAAAUUUCCUUACACGAAUUGGCAAGUUAAUUUUCAAACUGAUCAAUUAUUCUCGUAGACUCACAUCGAGUCUCCUGAGCUGAUAGCGGGUGUUGGUUCUCAUCAUUUCCCCAUGAGGUGUAGGAGGUGUGAGGAUACUGUUUGCUGUGCUGAUUCACUUUCGCGUCCCUUCCAAGUGCUUCAUGACGUGGAGAUGCGCGAGUGGUGCGUGCUGCAGCCGGCAUGAGACAGCUCUGCAGAGGUCACCCUUGCAUGGUUCCCAGAGGAACCCAUUCGUGUGUUCGGUAGUUUCCUUGGGUUUGCUGUGAUCUUCCUGUUACUAUGGAAACACUGGUUCAUUCACUUUCUUUAAGGCAUUACUUAUGAAGACUACAGUAAACUACCGUUACUUGUUGUGAAAACACUUCCGUCGAUAAACAGUAUAUGAAGAUUUCAUGGGCACUUUGGAAGCGCGUCCAAGAUGGAGCAGAAUUUGAAGUACUGGAUUGACGUUCUCUACCACUUUCUCUGGUUGUUUUUCUAUGUAUUAACAUAAGUCAGAUAUUAAUGUAAACUGGUUUUGCUUGUACCAGUAGGAGGUGCCAUCGCCUACAGGGACUAUGGCAGGCAGAAGGGACAAACUCCUUUGCUAGUUGCACUCAGAGCUGAGACACAAAAAAAAUCGCCCUUUCCUACAUGUACAUGUACUGAAAAGUAUGAAUGACAAGCCAGUAUGGAGAGGAGCUACGUGGCCACGCUGCUGGUUAAGUGAGAGACUUGAUCCUGCCAUUUUAGUUCUGGGGAGGCCUGUUCUCUGGCCUGGGUAUUAAGACUACAACGUCACGAGGUCCCAUGAAUCACUGGGGCACUGACCUUGAUGUGACCCACAGAUGCUAUGGGGCAGUUCUUAAGUCACACAUUGUAGGUUUUACACUGAAAUGCAAUGAUGCAAGUUUCUUUUUUUCCUGAAUAGAGCCAUUGCACUUAUGGCUGCGAAGUAUUGGAGGCUGACACUUGUCACGUACUACAGGAAUAAUUAAAAGAUAGCGCGCGGUUUCAUUUUCCGAGUUAGAUUUAUAUAUGAUAAACACGUUAUGCUCAAUGUUUAUUUAUUCUGUAAAUAAACAGAGCGCAUAGUCAUCUGUAUCUGCAUAUGAUUUAUAUAUAUAUAUACCUAUCAAUCUAUCUAUAGAAGUAGAUUAAUGCAAAUAUUAGUUUAUUGCGUUUAAAAGAAAAAAACAUAAGCUGAUGUCUUCAAAAUAUGAAAAGAUUAACAAAACUUGAAAAGAAACCCCCCCCGUCACAUUUCUGACAAAUCACGACAGCUGCAAUAAUGUCUGCCUCACUGCGCGUGUUCAGAGGCAGAGCGAUUGUGGUUUUAUAAUGCAUGAGUGGGUGAAUGCGUAUUCUAGUUACCUUAUUUUAAAAGUAAUUAUGGCUGAACAUACAAGGCUUAGAACUACUCGUAAAGGGUAUUUUUCAAUACUUGAAGUUCGAUUUUAGUGACAUUCUCCAGAACCUCUUACCAUCGACUACGGAAUGUAGAGACCGGCCUGGGGUCUGAGUGGUCUGACCCAGGCUGUAGUCUGAAUUUGAUUCCAUCGGAUCACAGUGGAAAAGAUCGAAUGUAAUGUUUGUUAAUUUACAGCAAAAGAUCUUACGGCGCGUGGAACUUGCACAUAAAGUUGGGGGGGGGAGGGGCAUCUUUCAAAAGAAUAUGAAACUGUGGAUAUUUAUUUUUUUGAGCUUGUGAAAUGGACACUGACUUUAUUUAAGAAGUUAUUGAAAAAUAUAUAGAGAGAGACUUGGAGCUCUGCUGAAUGUCUGAGACCUCUAGUAAGGUGCAGAUGGAAGUGUGUGCAUGAGCUUGUGGGACGGCUGGGGACGUCGUCCGACCUCGGCUCUCCCCGGCCGGCCGGCCGCGUGUGUCCCCGUCAUCCCGCGUUUACAGUCCACUGCUUUGUUUUCCAGGUUAAACACUGACAGCAGAUUUUAUGAAAGAAAAAUUCGUCACCGUUUGCUAAGUGUGCUUAAUUUGAUGUUCUCAUAUGAAUGCUGACAUCUCGUUUUCCUAUAAAAAAAAAAAAUCACAAUCACUCAGAAUGUCAUUAUAUAAAAACAACACUGACCUGGGGUAAAAAGGAGAGGUGUAAACUUAAUGGGAAUCAUACUUGUAUAUAAUACAAUAUUGUGCUUAAAAAAAAUCAGAAUAUUUUUUUGCAGUGUAUUAUUCCUCAUUUAAAGGUUGUAAAUAAUUCUUGUAGUUCUUUUGCUGCUAUUAAAGGCUUAUUUUAGUUUUUUUCUAUAAGUACUAUGUAUAUAAAUAAAGUUUGUGAAUAUGCUUCUCCUGUAGAACUAUGAAAGAACAUUAUAUUGAAUGCACCUUUAAUGAACCUUAAAACCAAAAAUUCUCUACUGUUGUAUUUGUUUUCAUUGUGUACACAUUUCUCUUAGUGAACAGUAAACCUGACAUUGUCAGAAUCAAGAGGAACUGAAACUGAUCUGCAUUUUUUUUAAUGGAGCUGAACCAUCCGCAGGUCUCCUGUCACCCAUUUAGGAAUUUUCUUGCUGUCAUACCAAAAUUUUCUCAUCCAUCACAGAAUUUGUCCCAGAUAUGUUACAUCCUGUCAAACAAUAUUGAUUUUCCUCAAUUACUGUAUGCAGGGAAGAAUAUACACAAGUACAACCAGUAUACGUUUAAGUUUACAGAAAGCAUCAUUUAUCGCCUGUCCUAUUGUUAUCAACCCAAAAGAAUGCCUGUCUUCCUCUCCUAUCUUUGUUAUGGAUUUGGAACCAUGUCCUGGAAGGCUGCUUUUUUGAUGAAGGACAUGAAGAAUUUGGAUCACAGGGCUCCAUGUUGUUUUCAAAGAUCGUAAAGUUCAGACUUUUCACGCACGUUUCUAAAUCGCUAUUCUUGGAGUUUGGUGCCUCCGUCAUUUAAACACAACACAAGAUAAAAUAUCACUUUUUAUUAAAAGAAAAAAAUCGCAGUUUCUUCUAUAAAUCCAUUACUUUUCAUUGAAUUUAUAAAAGAAAACUGCGAUUCCCGCCCCUCCUCUAAAUUACACAUUUGCCUUUAAAAAUACCGACACCAGACAGUUUCUUUAUUGUAUGGUUAACCUGAUUUUAACAUCGCUGCUCACUUCUCUAAAAUGAUAUAUAAACUAGGUGUUCGACGGAUGAAUUUCGUCUACAAUGCAAACGCCGAUUUAACAUUGUGACUGAACACCCACAAAUGCUGAAAUAAAAUGAUUUUAAAAUA
Brienomyrus brachyistius is the source of this 6707-nucleotide messenger RNA. RefSeq names its product solute carrier family 45 member 4. The transcript is spliced from 9 exons. The record is from RefSeq and is a predicted model, not a curated record. Gene Ontology annotation, molecular function: sucrose:proton symporter activity. Gene Ontology annotation, biological process: transmembrane transport. The coding region runs from base 695 to 3079 and encodes 794 amino acids. Gene Ontology annotation, cellular component: membrane. NCBI's taxonomy places the organism in Eukaryota, Metazoa, Chordata, Actinopteri, Osteoglossiformes, Mormyridae.